Molecule: messenger RNA, 246 nt
Organism: Aureobasidium melanogenum CBS 110374
Lineage: Eukaryota; Fungi; Ascomycota; Dothideomycetes; Dothideales; Saccotheciaceae
Exons: 1
Source: RefSeq, a predicted model, not a curated record
AACAACAGUGAAUCUCAAUCGAGAGGAGUGGUAAGCCAGAAACCAAAACCUCAAUGCUGGGAACAUGGUUGCAACGGACGCGAGUUCUCUACAUUCAGCAACCUUUUGCGACACCAACGAGAAAAGUCAGGAACGGCCGCUAAAUCGUAUUGUCCAAAGUGUGGAGCGGAAUUCACCCGAACGACAGCAAGAAACGGGCAUUUGGCCCAUGAGAAGUGUUCAAAGCAACGCAGAGCGUCAGAGGCC